AGACCCUUUUCUCUUUUUGGUUUCCGCAUGUUUUAAGAUGAGGUGACAUCGUGGGCCCCACCUACUUUCUUAGAAGUUAACACGUGGUCUGUCAAAUGGAGGGAUUUCGAGGUGCAUCCGACCGGCCAAGUGCUUUUGUUGAAAAGUCACGGCUUUUCCCACUGGCAAGGACUGUAAACAUUACGGAAAUCUGCCUGCCUUUGAAUGUUCAACUGUCACAGCUGGUUCGUGUCGUCAGCAUCCUUUCGGCAGCUAGGGAGGUCGACCGUGUGGUUUUGCCAUGUUCUGUUCAGGAGUAUCAGGUUGGGCAGCUUUACUCUGUUGCAGAAGCUAGUAAGAAUGAGACUGGUGGUGGAGAAGGAAUUGAAGUCUUAAAGAAUGAACCUUAUGAGAAGGAUGGAGAAAAGGGACAAUAUACACACAAAAUUUAUCACCUAAAGAGCAAAGUUCCUGCAUUCGUGAGGAUGAUUGCUCCCGAAGGCUCCUUGGUGUUUCAUGAGAAAGCCUGGAAUGCGUACCCCUACUGUAGAACAAUUGUAACGAAUGAAUAUAUGAAAGAUGAUUUCUUCAUUAAAAUCGAAACAUGGCACAAACCAGACUUGGGAACAUUAGAAAAUGUACAUGGUUUAGACCCAAACACAUGGAAAACUGUUGAAAUUGUCCAUAUAGAUAUUGCAGAUAGAAGUCAAGUUGAACCAGCAGACUACAAAGCUGAUGAAGACCCAGCAUUAUUCCAGUCAGUCAAGACCAAGAGAGGCCCUUUGGGACCCAACUGGAAGAAGGAGCUGGCAAACAGCCCUGACUGUCCCCAGAUGUGUGCCUAUAAGCUGGUGACCAUCAAAUUCAAGUGGUGGGGACUGCAAAGCAAAGUAGAAAACUUCAUUCAGAAGCAAGAAAAACGGAUAUUUACAAACUUCCAUCGCCAGCUGUUUUGUUGGAUUGACAAGUGGAUUGAUCUCACAAUGGAAGACAUUAGGAGAAUGGAAGACGAGACUCAGAAAGAACUAGAAACAAUGCGUAAGAGGGGUUCCGUUCGAGGCACGUCGGCUGCUGAUGUCUAGAUGAGUCCCCUGUAGGGUCAGAGACAAUAUCAAACUGUUUACGUAAUCAAGGUCAAGUGAGGGGAACAAGCGCAGCCAGUGACGAGUGAAGAAGAAUCUGACCAGUAUCUUGCAGUGUUGACGUUUCCCAGAUGUGUGCUUGUGAUGAUACACACACAAGCACAGGUUCUCCACCACGUGUGUAUAUAUGUAUGUGUGCAUAUGUCUGUAGCUGUAUAUAAAGCGCAUGUAGAGCUACAGAUCCAAAUACACACAUUUGUGUAUAUAUGUACAUACAGACAUACUGAAGGGAUUAGUACAAUUUCUCCAAAGUACUGUACCUAUCUUCAGCAAGAAUGCAAAAGAAAAUAUUUUCAAUAUAUAUACCUGGAACAGAUUUUAAUAAUUAUCAGAGUAAUACCAUUAAUGGACAAAUUGACUGCAAUGUAAUACUAGCUGGUAUGUUUCAUAAAUGUCAAGUUGUGGACCAACAUAUAUAGCCUUUUAUUAUUUUUCUCUUCUUUUAAGUCAGUUUCUUAUAAAUUUUUAUUUUAGUCCCAUAAGCAGUAGACUCCCACAGAAAAUUUCUUCAAAAUUUUUUGGUAUUCCAGGGAAUCUGGGGUGUAAACUCUGAAUAUAUUUAUAACUAUUUAUUUCUGGAUGGUCAUUAUCUUGUAGCCAAAUUUGACAAUAUAAGGUAAGGAGCAAAGUUACAGGCCAGUUUUACUUGUUUGCCCUGAGGGAAAAAUCCUUAGAAAAAAAUUCUGGUUUUUAUUGGAUUUUUAUAUUUUAAAUUUCAAAUAUUUUUCUACAUCAAACCUAGCAAAAAUGGAGAUGACGGUUUCUGAUUUAUAAUAAACACUAGACAAUUUUCAGCCUCCUGUUAGGCAAACACAUUGAUGGAGAAAUUAGUCUUAAUAGGAUUGUAGGCUGUGUAGAAAAGCUAAAAGUAUAGCACUUCACGGAGUGUUGUUUUGAAAAUGACAGUCUGUAACUACAGCUUGGAAACUAUGCAAAUGGUCUAGAUUCCUCAGAGCUCACAUGAUAGGAUAUAGUUAGUGAUGACAUUUUGCUCUUCUUGUGGAAACACACACUUCAAGGGGGAGAUGGUGACAUUGAGAUAGGAACAGUUUAAGAUGCAGUGUGAGUCUGGCCUGCGCGGUGAGGAGGCCCCGCCAGGAGGCUGGGGGACCUCCGACUGUGGGAUGUGCUCUCAAGUAGGAUGUCAUCAGAACAGAUCCUGAAUAGGCAUCAUGAGAAUGCUGGUCAGAACGGGCUGCCACUUUUUUUUUUUUUUUAAAGGAAGGAACAAUAGCUAGGUUAGAUUUUUAUCAGCUUUCUCUGUCUGAAUCCAGUUUUUCCCCUGUCAGUCCUGGAAGCUUGAAUAGAAUUAUAUUGUUGAAGCCUUCAGGUCACAAACUGUCUUUUUUAACCUCCUGUCCCUCCUAAAACACGCCAACCCCUGCAGUCAAAUCACAUUAGUAAUCUGAUUUGCUGACAGUCCUGUCCUGCCUGCUCCUUGUUUUCCCACAUGUCCUGCAUCCCUCCCCCACUGGAGUGAUUUCAGUGAAUCAGACAAGGAAGGAUGUUUAGGAUCACUACUGCAUUGCAAUACCCUGUUAUCCUCAGCAACAAAACCCACAUUUCAUACAUCCUUUGUGUACUCAGGAUAAAGACCGAUGUUUACUCUCUGGGCACUGUUGUAAGAUAGGUUUUGUCAGAGCAUAAUCAUUGUCUGCAAAGUGUUUGGUGCGAGGAAGAUUAUUGCUAAUUUUGUGAAAUAAAGAGUCUAGCCCUCUCCUUUUAAUGAACUUAACUCUCGCUGGCAUCUGUAGUAUCAUUGGGAGCUUAGGCACACAUGGAAAUGAGAGCCCGGCGCAUGGAUUUUAAUGUUUUUCUAACAACUGUGGAGAUUUGAGGGAAUGUGUGGUGAAUGUAAAAUACCUAGUUUACUUGGCAGUCUCUUGUGUAAAUUACAGUAAAACAAAGUAAAUGAAAUUUAAACAAAAAAUAAAUUUGAUCACAAAAUGCCA
Messenger RNA from Cercocebus atys (sooty mangabey), 3073 nucleotides. It is a transcript of the gene PITPNB, whose product is annotated as phosphatidylinositol transfer protein, beta. Gene Ontology annotation, molecular function: phosphatidylcholine intramembrane carrier activity; phosphatidylinositol binding; phosphatidylinositol transfer activity. The record is from RefSeq and is a predicted model, not a curated record. The transcript is spliced from 12 exons. Lineage: Eukaryota; Metazoa; Chordata; Mammalia; Primates; Cercopithecidae. Gene Ontology annotation, cellular component: cytoplasm. Gene Ontology annotation, biological process: phospholipid transport. The coding region runs from base 96 to 1061 and encodes 321 amino acids.